Messenger RNA from Mytilinidion resinicola, 1749 nucleotides. RefSeq lists its product as uncharacterized. Lineage: Eukaryota; Fungi; Ascomycota; Dothideomycetes; Mytilinidiales; Mytilinidiaceae. Bases 494 to 1477 code for a protein of 327 amino acids. The record is from RefSeq and is a predicted model, not a curated record. The transcript is spliced from 3 exons.
UCCUUGCGACACCUCCGCAUACACGGGCUCGCGGUGUCUUUGCCCUCCACGACGACCUUCUCCACACUCUCUGCCAACUCUUGAGCCCUUACUCCUCUCACUCUUCCGCGCGCUCCCUACUCCUCACCCUCGGUUUUCGUGCGCUGUUGCUUUUGGACCCUCCCGAGCGCCACCAUCGUCUCGAGCGGUGAGCCCAGUUGGAACUUCUCCCGUAAACGUUGCCUCGGCGUGCUCCUUCGUUCUCGAGGCUAACCACGAUUUUUUCCAGUACAAUUAUCGCAUUGCAGCUGGCCUGACGCUUGCGAAACCCAAUCUUACCUCCCAAUACACCUCCCAUCUUCGGUCAUCUAUGGCGCCUUCCACCUGAAAAUCCCAAGCGAGCUGCGUCUUUGCCAAUUUGACUCCCGAGACCGGAGCUUCCUCCGACGAGUGAAGACUUCUUCACUGCGGCUCGUUUCUUUGCAAGAAAAACCUCGCGAUACUGGCACCGUACAUGGACGGUGAAGACUUCCUCAAUGGUGGAAUGACUAUGGGCGGGGACGUGAUUGGGGAUCCGUCCGGAGAGAUGAGCUGGGAGCAAGGCGGGCACAUUACUCUUUUCGAUGAGACGUCGCCACGUUUUUUUAAUGACUCCUUUGCGUCGCCUGCGCCACCUGAGACCCCAAUGUUGGGCGGGGCUGCGAAGGCGCCUCAGCUGUAUAGUGAGAGCGACUUCUUGGGAUACGGCCGGCGACUGCAACCAGGCUCCAUGGACGGAGGAUCCUCGACAUCACCAGAGAGCUCAGUUCCUGACUCGUCUUCAGACUCCUCCCGCAGUCGCAAGAGGAAGCCAUCGACCGUGAUGACGGGAGAGACGAUGGAUUUGGGGUGGGCCAUGCAUGAGGGCAGCUUGUCCCCGGAGAUGCACAAGAUGAAGCAAGAGACGGACCAGGCCGUGGACGCCAUGGGGACGCAGAUGGCCUCGCAAUUCCCAGACUUCAGCGGCCCGAAUAGCCCGCAGGAGCAGACGAUAACGCCGUCGAAGCUGCAGCAGAACUUUGGGAUGAGGAACCAGGUGCCGACGGCCAGUCCCAGCAAAGCUGCCUUCUUCCUUGGAUCUGAGUCGCGCGACGGUUCCCCGUCCUCUGCCAACGCAAUGUCGAGCGACAAUUCUCCGCAUAUGUUCAAUGGAUACCAGUCCCCGUCUCCCAUGACCCGCAAGCGCAUGACGGCGCCCGCCAUUUGGGACACCAACUCGCAAUGGGCGCAGGGCCAACACCCUGCAUAUGCGGGUGCGGCAUCGUCGCCGUUUAGAGCAACAGUCUCGCCCGCAGCCUUGCAGAACGGGCAGAUGCCAGGCCUCGGGACGCAAGCCGCUCUGUACAUCGGAUCAGAGACCGGAAAGUCGAGAGUCGAGACCCAGAUCAAAAUCACGCUCUCCGUCGACCCGCUACCGGCAGGUAUCUCAGCUAUACAUCUCCCGACACCCUUGAGCUGACAACUCUACUGGUCUGUGCUAGUGCAAUGCAGAAGGGAGGCCCGCUGGCAAUUCAACAAGCGUUCAGGCGAGCCGCAGGAUUGGAGCUGAUACCGCAGCGACGAGCAUCCAGUGACUCUGCCUCUGGCAGCGAUAUCAAUGACGACCCCGGCCACCCGUUGAACGGUGGCCCCGUUGGCAUUUGCGAAGGCUGCAUUGCCCGAGAGAAGAAGCGCGCAGGACGAAAGCGCGCAAAGAAGUCGGAGGACGAAGCGCUUUGGGAGCGAUACGGU